GCGUAGGAGAGCGAGAGAGUGCGAGCGAGGACGAGCCAGCGAGAGGACCGGCGGAGCCGAGCGGAGUACGCGACCGGAGCGAACUGGAACACCGGAAACCUCACGAAGGGCGAGCCACCGCAUACUAAAUCGAGAUGGUGACAACUACAGUGGUGGUGGUGGUGGUGUUGGCUACAAUGGUGGGGUUUAUUUAGUGACUGGAAGCUUGCUCCGGCCGAGAACGGCGGUACCAUUCCUGCCGUACCGCUCACCUCGCAACGAUACGUCUAUCUCGCCCAGAGAAGGUACAGUGACGGGCUCGGUUGAACGCGGCCACCUGUUGCACCAAUGUGUAGUCGACGCUGAACAGUUACGAUCGUGAGUCGGUCUCAAACACAAGUUCCGUUCGUCCGAUUACUCGUCGAGUGAACUGUAAGAUUGAUGAGAAGCGGUUUCAAGGCAACAAAUUUCUAAUAUAAUUUUUUGUGUGGAAUCAGAGAAACGGUGAUUGCGAAGACUGCAAAAACGAAGAAAUUGUUUGUCAACGAGCAACAACCAAAGAAACAUUAAACAAGGAAAAAUAUUGCUGACAGUGCCCGAACAGCAAGAAUGUCUACUUCGCUAAAAUUAGCAGAUGAUCAGCGGUUCGCAUUAAUGAAAUUUAGACGAUCCGUGCAAGAUAUUCUGCAACCACAUCACGAUGACCACUUUCUGCUUCGCUGGUUGAGAGCAAGAAAGUGGGAUCCUACUGCCGCCGAGAAAAUGUUGAGAGAUUCUCUGGAAUGGCGGAAAAAAUGGGAUGCCGAUAAUUUAUCCGAAUGGGAUCCUCCCCAAAUAUUUAAAGAUUAUUUACCUUAUGGAUUAAGCGGGUUCGAUAAAGACGGCGCACCAGUUAUCGUCGUACCGUUUGCCGGCUUAGAUAUGUACGGAAUAUUACACGUAACAACACAGAAAGAUUUCAUCAAAUUUACAAUAAAGAUUUUGGAUCAGUAUAUGAAAUUAGCCAGAGAACAAGCCAAACAGCAUGGACAAGUCGCUAAUCAACUAACGGUUAUCUUUGAUAUGGAGGGAUUUAAUUUGAAGCAAUACUUGUGGAAACCAGCAGGUGAAUUGGUUCUUAUACUUAUCCAAAUGUACGAGGCGAAUUACCCAGAAAUUCUAAAGAUGUGUUUUAUCAUUAACGCGCCAAGAGUUUUCGCUUUUGCAUUCUCUAUCACAAAGAGAUUCAUGAACGAAUAUACACUGUCAAAGAUAGAAAUACAUAAAGCCGAUCCACGGAAAUGGCAAGCAUCUAUAUUCAAGAUCGUGCCAAAAAAUCAGUUACCUGCACAUUUUGGUGGUACUUUAACGGACCCAGAUGGCAACCCGAGAUUUAUUUCCAAGAUUUGUCAAGGUGGUAAAAUACCAAAAGAUAUGUAUACCAAUAAUACAGAUAAGCUAAAUGAGGAAUAUACUACUAUCGUCGUUCGAAAAGGCGGAAAAAUCGAAUUUGAUAUUUCUGCGUCGGAAGUGGGCUCAGUUUUAAGCUGGGAAUUCCGAAGCGAGGAUCACGAUAUCAAAUUCGGGAUCUUGAAGAAAGACACAACAAAUGGCACAAUAACGGAAGUUGUACCUAUUCGAAGAGUUGCGUCCCAUCAAUCGGAGGAAAUCGGAAUAUUAAAUUGCGAAGCUCCAGCGACCUAUUCUAUUGUUUUCGAUAAUACAUACAGUUUUCUAAGGAAUAAAAAAGUUCAUUAUUCGGUACGCAUCUUACCACCCGCGGAAAAAAUAGAGCGAGGCAUGGCUGAGCAGACUGAGGCUCACACAUCGAACAUUUUUUAGUCGGCAGCGAGCGUUAAAAUCUCGGUAACGAGUAAGUUGUCCGUGUACGAUAUUUUUUUAUUUUUACCUUAGGACAUGAAAUUAAUAUUUUUCGAAUAUAAUAUAUUUGUUUUGCAUAUGUCUUUCGUUUUUAUGCUAUUUAUCAGAGAUAAUUAGGGAAGUGUCAGGCUUGUUUAAUGCAAACACGAAUAUAGAUACAUAAUUUGCAUUGCUUACAAUGAAAUUUUUAAUACAUAUGAAAAUAUUAUUGCUGAUGAUAAAUAGUGAGAAAGUAAUGCAUCACAUUAUCUCGAAUGUCCAAAUGUAUAUUUUAUCGCUUGUAAAAAAUCAGGAUAAUUGUAUAUUCUCGUUAUUAUACUUUCAACCUACCUAUAAAAACAAAUAUUGUACGGUAGAUAGAUUGUUAUAGAAAUAUUAUACUAAGAAUCAUUAAUAAUUACUUAUUAUCCAAUAUU
Molecule: messenger RNA, 2255 nt
Organism: Odontomachus brunneus
Lineage: Eukaryota; Metazoa; Arthropoda; Insecta; Hymenoptera; Formicidae
Product: SEC14-like protein 2
Exons: 13
Coding region: 589-1800 (403 amino acids)
Cellular component (GO): cytoplasm
Source: RefSeq, a predicted model, not a curated record